ACAUGGGACUGGGCCCGGUCUCGGUCCGCCAUGUUAGAUUCUCCCCGCAGGGAUAGCCGCCGAGCUGGCAGCGAACGGUCCUUGCGCUGGCCGCGGGUAAGCGCCCCCCGUGGGCGGAAAGCUGGCUGACCUAGAACUCUUGGACUCCAACUACCAACCUGCUUCAAUUUCCUGAGUAACUGGGACUACAGCCUCAGCCCCACAGCAUGGAACCACAGGUUACUUUAAACGUGACUUUUAAAAAUGAAACUCAAAGCUUUCUGGUUUCGGAUCCAGAAAAUACAACUUGGGCUGAUGUUGAAGCUAUGGUAAAAGUUUCAUUUGAUCUGAAUAAUAUCCAAAUAAAAUACUUGGAUGAGGAAAAUGAGGAGAUAUCCAUCAAUAGUCAAGGAGAAUAUGAAGAAGCACUUAAGAUGGCUAACAGUAAGCAAGGAAACCAACUACAGAUGCAAGUCCACGAAGGGUACCACGUUGUAGACGAAGCAUUCCCCCAGGUUGUAGUAGAAAAACAAGCAGCUGGCAGGAUAGGGAAGAAGCCACUUGCGCAUUAUUCUUCACUGGUGAGAGUCUUGGGGUCAGAGAUGAAGACCACAGAGGAGCCUGCAGCACAGCCAUGUUCACUUGCUCCCUGUGACACGGAUCAGCCUCAAGACAAGCCCCCAGACUGGUUUACAAGCUACCUGGAGAUGUUCAGAGAACAAGUGGUUAAGGAAACAGUUGAGAAGCUUGAGCAGAGGUUGCAGGAGAAGCUUGUCCUCCAGAAGCCACCCUUGGGUUCCUCGCCCUCAGAAGUCUCCAUGCCUAUUUCAGAGGAAACACUGUUUUUGCCAGAAAACCAGUUCAGCUGGCACAUUGCUUGCAGCCACUGCCAAAAGAGGAUUAUUGGUGUGCGUUACCAGUGUAGCCUGUGCCCAUCCUACAACAUAUGUGAAGACUGCGAAGCGGGACCGUAUGCCCAUGACACGAACCACGUCCUGCUGAAGUUGCGGAGACCUGUUGUGGUUUCCACCGAACCAUUUUGCCACUCAAAGUGUCCCACCCCACGUCUCCCUGCUGCUCUGGAACAAGUCAGGCUCCAAAAACAGGUGGAUAAGAACUUUGUGAAAGCAGAAAAGCAAAGGUUGCGUGCUGAGAAGAAACAGAGGAAAGCAGAAGUCAAGGAGCUUAAAAAGCAGCUUAAACUCCACAGGAAGAUUCAUUUGUGGAAUUCGAUCCAUGGUCUCCAGAAUCCCAAGUCCCCUUUGGGCCGACCUGAGAGCCUACUGCAUCCUAACACCCUGAUGCUUCCUCUGCAGCCCUGUGCCCCAGUUAUGCCAAUGUUGAGCGCAGCAUUUGUGGAUGAGAAUUUGCCUGAUGGGACUCAUCUUCAGCCAGGAACCAAGUUUAUCAAACACUGGAGGAUGAAAAACACAGGGAAUGUGAAGUGGAGUACAGACACAAAGCUCAAGUUCAUGUGGGGAAACUUGACUUUGGCGUCUACAGAGAAGAAGGAUGUUUUGGUUCCCUGCCUGAAGGCUGGCCAUGUGGGGGUUGUGUCUGUGGAGUUCAUUGCUCCAGCCUUGGAGGGAACAUACACUUCACAUUGGCGUCUCUCUCACAGAGGCCAGCAGUUUGGGCCACGGGUCUGGUGCAGCAUCAUAGUGGAUCCUUUUCCCUCCUCUGAGAGCUCUGACAAUGAAAGAGGCGUGAUCGGCUCAAGCAAAGCUGAUGAUCUCACCUGUGAGCAAGAGGAAGCUUUUCUUCUAGCUGAAGAAGAGAUUCGACUGGGUGAAGUGACAAAGAAGACAGAAAAGACAGGAACCAGCACCCCACAAAAGACACAAAAUGUUGCCAGUGAGAGGGAACUCUACAUUCCAUCCGUGGACCUUCUGACUGCUCAGGACCUGCUGUCCUUUGAGUUGCUGGAUAUAAACAUUGUCCAAGAAUUGGAGAGAGUGCCCCACAACACCCCUGUGGAUAUGACUCCCUGCAUGUCUCCUCUGCCACAUGACAGUCCUUUAAUAGAGAAGCCAGGCUUGGGGCAGAUACAGGAAGAGAGUGAAGGGGCGGGAUUUACAGCACCUCCUGAUUCCACCGUAUCAGCAAAGAGGAAGGCUGAGGCCUCUGCUUCAGUGGAUGAAACGGAGGAAGACCUGAGUGGGACCCAGUUUGUGUGUGAGACUGUAAUCCGAUCGCUCACUUUGGAUGCUGCUCCAGACCACAACCCACCUUGCCGGCAGAGGUCUCCACAGAGAGAAUUACAACUGCAUUCCACAGAGGAACAGCAGCCAGUAGUGCUGCCUGGAUUCUGCAGAAAGGAUUCUUCCCUGAAAUUUGCUUUGCCUGAAGAAGGACCACUUGGAGAUGAGAGGGAGGAAAUUAUCCGAGUUGCUGAGGAAGAAGUUGUUGAGGAGGAAGAACUCCAAGAUGAAGUUCAAAGUCAGUCUUCUGCUUCCUCUGAAGAUUACAUCAUCAUCCUGCCUGAGUGCUUUGACACCAGCCGUCCACUGGGGGACUCCAUGUACAGCUCUGCACUCUCACAGCCGGGCCUGGAGCGAGGGUCUGAAAGUGAACCUGGGAUCGAGGCUGGGCAGGAACCAACCGAGGCUGGAGAGAGACUCCCAGAAGGGGAGAGCCAGCCCCAGGAGCAGAGCAUCAGUGACAUCCUCACGACCUCACAGACUUUGGACACAGUGCCUCUAGUCCCCGAAGUAGUAGGGCUUCCGCCAGCACCAACCAGGAGCUCCCCUUGUGGGCAGCAUGGGUCCCCAGGAGUGGAUUCACCAGUUACCAUCCAAGAUGUUCCUCCAGUCCCUGAUCAGAUCAGAGGAGAGCCCAGAGGCUCAUCAGGACUUGUAAACAGCAGACAGAGGAGCUGUGACCACUCAAGGCACCACAAUGGGAGCAGCAUUGCUGGAGGACUGGUGAAGGGGGCUUUGUCUGUUGCUGCCUCUGCGUACAAGGCCCUAUUUUCUGGGCCACCAGUCACUGCACAGCCCAUCACUUCUGAAGAUCAGACAGCAGCCCUGAUGGCACAUCUCUUUGAAAUGGGAUUCUGCGACAGGCAGCUGAACCUGAGGCUGCUGAGAAAACACAAUCAGAAUAUCCUGCAGGUUGUGACAGAGCUCCUCCAAGUCAGCAACAACGACUGGUACAGCCACCGCUACUGAGGACUGACCUUGUAUUAAAUAACUGCCUGCCGCUCAGAGAUGAUCUCUAUUCUGUCAUUGAGUGUGGGUGGAAGCCCUUGCUUGUUUUUUAAUCUGAUGAAUCUAUAUCGAGCGUCGCUGAAUUGUUGAAACAAUACCUGUUACAGUAUUCUUUGGAGCAAAAUCAAAGGCCAGAACUUAAAUUUUCACUUUAGAAAUGGGAUGAAUGGUAGGAAGACAGUUUUCAACUGAUCUGGACAGAACUCUCCACUGUAGUACAAGGAAGCGUGUAACUUGAACUUCCUGUGGACUGCUUUUCCUUCUGCUAGUAUUGAAGUUGAGUAUUUUCCUUUGGUUCAUAUGGAUGUUCUUAAUGGGCUGUUAAAUGUUAGUUUGGUUUUUUGUUUUCUAAAGAUUAAUCUUGAAUGUUUUCAAGAAUUAUUCUCCUCAUUUUUAUAACCAACCCCAAGCUUCAUAGCUACGUGUGACCUUAAAGGACAGCAGAUCAAGAAAGUCAUUUUUCUGUUAAGACUUAGCUUUCAGAAGACUCCAGUGGUACAAUUAAGUAUCCACCUGGAAGGAUGGAAGGGCAUGCUAGUUAACCCACCAGCACCUACUGAGCAGUGUCUGUUGAAGUACUUUUGCAUAAAGUUUUAUUUAAGGAAAAAUCCUAGGUAGUGUGAAGUAUUUUUGAAUCCUAUAGAGAAAUGAAAACCCCACCUGUUAGAUAAAGGGAAAGGUAAAUUUAAAUCAUCCUUUUUCUGACUGUCAUAGCCGAUCUUAAGGAGAACAGGUAUGUGCAAAUUCUCAUCUCAGUAAGAUUCGAGUGUGGGUGAGGGGACACAGGAGAAAUGCUGGUGACUUCACGAAUGUACUCUGCUUCUGAGGUGUCCAGCCCUAGAGAACAGGAAGUGUGGUGGUUGGGGGCUAACCCACUGAAAGGUUAGUUUACCUACCGUUAGGGUAACUGGGAAGAAACUUGCUCUCAGAGUGCUAGUUCAUAAGGGGGCUUUGGGUACAGGUGGUGAAAGAAGAGGUAACGAAACACUAAAGAAUUUAUUGAAGGCAUCUGGACCCCAGCUGAAAGGGGAAAGAUAGUUAAAAUAGUAUUAUUUAACUUAGUUGGUAUUUAUAAUAAAUGGAGAUUUUAAUUACUCAUAAUCUGUUUACUUACAGUCUAACUCUUGAAUGCUUCUAAAUAAACCACAAUUCAAACUUCAA
This is a messenger RNA of Psammomys obesus (fat sand rat), 4349 nucleotides long. It is a transcript of the gene Nbr1, whose product is annotated as NBR1 autophagy cargo receptor. The record is from RefSeq and is a predicted model, not a curated record. Bases 207 to 3149 code for a protein of 980 amino acids. NCBI's taxonomy places the organism in Eukaryota, Metazoa, Chordata, Mammalia, Rodentia, Muridae. Gene Ontology annotation, cellular component: phagophore assembly site. The transcript is spliced from 23 exons. Gene Ontology annotation, molecular function: ubiquitin binding; zinc ion binding. Gene Ontology annotation, biological process: macroautophagy.